GUAAUUUAGUGGAGAAGAUAGAAGAAUUAGGAGAGAUACAGAGUGAGUGUACAGAUCAGCAUAGGAAGACAGGGUUCUCAGAUAAAUCUAUAGAGCGAAGGAGACAGAAUAAGACACAGUUCAACGAUUCAUCAGAUAGCGGUUUAAGUGGGAGCAAGUCAGUUAUAAAUAGAAGAAGGGCAGAAACUUUUAACAUGGCAAUGAAUAUUCAUGGCGGUAGUGAAGUUGAUACAUCACCUGCACAGAUAGGAUUAAUUGACACAGCACUCCAAAGAUGCAGCACAGAAAUUGUUACUAAAGCACUUAUGAAGAACAAUAAAGUAAAAAAGAAAAUAUUGCCAAAACUAUUUAAACAAAGUUUAGUAGAUUAUGAAAGCUCUGAAGYAAAUAAGAUAAGAAGUGUAGCUGUAUAUUAUAAUGGUGGGGUGUCAGGGAAGAAAAAGUUUAGAAAGACGUAUAGAGAUUUAGGUUAUAAACCAAAUAGAGGUAGUGCCAGUAGUAGGAGGAGGAGGAGGACUGUGCGUAUAACUAUUUCUAAUGUACCUUUACCUAGGCUUGUGCCCUACAAUAGGCUAAUGCCCUUCAUCAAAUCCAUACCUAUAGGUACUGUGUACAGUGUACGUGACACUCUGUGUUACGAUAUGCCCGAAGAAGAGAAGGGUACAGCAGCCAUGAACUGAUUUGGUUUGGCGAACCGUAUUGUUUUUAUUUUACUUUAGGUGGGGAUGGUGCCCCCUUUGGGAAGGACGAUUGUUCAUGUGCAUGGCUGAUUGGGUUUUUGAAUAUAGGACAGGGAAUCCUGAGCAGCAAUGAGAACUUCCUCAUUUUUGGUGCAAACUGCAGUGAAAGUAGCCUGCCAGUCAAAAGAUUCAUAAAGAUCUUAAUGGAUGAUAUCAAAACUAUUGAGGAUAGUGUUUACCAACUCAAUCAUAAUGGAAAACCAGUUAAUGUUAAAUUUAAAGUCGGCGAAUUACCCAAUGACAUGA
Molecule: messenger RNA, 986 nt
Organism: Exaiptasia diaphana
Lineage: Eukaryota; Metazoa; Cnidaria; Anthozoa; Actiniaria; Aiptasiidae
Exons: 2
Coding region: 195-680 (161 amino acids)
Source: RefSeq, a predicted model, not a curated record